Molecule: messenger RNA, 2548 nt
Organism: Aaosphaeria arxii CBS 175.79
Lineage: Eukaryota; Fungi; Ascomycota; Dothideomycetes; Pleosporales
Product: kinase-like protein
Exons: 1
Coding region: 483-2417 (644 amino acids)
Biological process (GO): protein autophosphorylation; autophagosome organization; autophagy
Cellular component (GO): cytoplasm; autophagosome
Molecular function (GO): protein serine/threonine kinase activity; ATP binding
Source: RefSeq, a predicted model, not a curated record
CGACGGACCCCUUGUGUAUAUUCCCGACGACAUCAUUUCCUUUAUUAAGCUUUUAUCGAAUUACUUGGAGCGGCCUACUCUGCAACCUGCAGCCUGUUUACCUUUGACGACAUCAACCCGGUCUGUACACCUUUGAACCAUCCCAUCACGGAUCGGACGACAACCACCAUAUCAACAUCACCAUCAAUCAAUCAAUCAAUCAACCAACCACUUACAACAACCACUAUAUUUUCCAUUUAUUGCUAUCUUUCUCCGAAGUUCUGUCGUCACCUAAAAGUGCGCAAUAGAUCAUCGACUUUCUGGGCCUGACUUUCGUCGACCCCUUGUUUGAUUACGACCUCUCCACAUACAUCGGCGCACCUCUCCAUUUCCUGUUCAUCGGUUACUACCUCUUUUCUGCCCGCUCUCAGCUUCUGCCCCCGGACCUUCUCCUAAGUUCCCCCGGCUAGCUGUAUCCAUAUCUUCAUCUCCAAUCAACACCAAUGGAGUGUAUGCGCAACCAGCUUCACGAGGGUGUUGUGCUUAACGGACGGUAUGAAACCAUCUCUCCACUCAACCAUGGCUCCUUCGGCAUGGUCUUCCAGGCCAAGGACCUUGUAACCGGUGAACACGUUGCUAUCAAGGUCAUCACCAAGUCCACUGCCGCCAGCAACUGCCCCUCGGCCUUCGCCGUUGACGAACGCUCUGAGGAACUUGGCAUCCACCUCCGCAUUGGCUCUCAUCCCAACAUCGUCAACCUGCUUCAAUCUUUUGAGACCCAGAACCACAUCUAUCUCGUCCUCGAGUUCUGCUCCAAUGGCGACUUGUACGAGGCCAUCCGCCUCUCCAAAGGACCCCUAGAGACCGAGCACGUCCGCGACUUCAUGCUUCAGCUCGUCGACGCCAUUGAGUUCACCCACUCCAUGGGCGUUUACCAUCGCGACAUCAAGCCAGAGAACAUCUUUCUCGCCCACGAUGGUUCCAUGAAGCUCGGCGACUUCGGCCUUGCUACUUCGGAUGCCUGGUCCUACGAGAUUGCUGUCGGCAGCGACCGCUACAUGGCCCCCGAGCAGUACGAUCCCCCCUCUACCGGGUACUCUACUGCACAGGCAGACAUUUGGGCCAUCGGCAUCUGCCUGCUCAAUGUGCUCUUCUCCCGCAACCCCUUUGCCGUUCCCAAUGCCUCGGACCCGCUGUACGCGGACUUCGCAUUGGACCGCCAGUCCCUCUUUGAUGUCUUCCCCAACCUUUCUCAAGACACCUACCAGGUACUGGUUCACUGCUUGGCAAUCGACCCGGAGAAGCGCAGCCUUGCCUUGAUCCGCGAGGCUCUCGAGCGCGUCGUCACGUUCACCACCGACGACGAGAUCCUCGAUGAUUUCUGCACCGACGACAGCGAUCCCGUUGUUGCCAGCGCCAACCGCGAGCCCCUCCGCACUCCCUCGAUCUCCACUCCUCAGCUCGAUCAAGGUGGCUCCUUCCCAUGGGCCAAGGCUCUCGCCAUGUCGCCGCCCCAGCAGAUCCGCCAACUGUCUGCCAUCCCGGACACCGAGAUCUACGAGGACGACCUCUUCUCUAGCUCCAUCCCGUCGGGCCAUGGCUGGUACGACAUCAAGCCAGACAACGCCUCCAAUGUCUCCUUCGUCGACUCCGGCUUGGGUCUGUCCUUCAAGUCCAUCGACAACAGCAAGCAUGAGCCCAUCAACUUUGCUCGCUCCAAGCCCAUGCCCAUCUCCGGCUCGCUUCCCGUCAAGCCUUUCAACAGCAUGGCGUCUGUGUUUGGCAAGCGUGAUGCCAUCUCCAAGAGCUGGAGCGAUCUCUGGGACGAGGAAGAGGAAGAGCAAGCUCUCGCCGAGAUUGAGAACAACUAUCUGCCCAUGCCCGUCUUCGAGCAGGAGAAGGUUGAUCAGCGCGAGAGCACCUCUGGCGUGUCGACCCCUCGCGGCGGCCUUUCUGAGCUCAAGAACCCUGCCAUGGUCAACAACAGCAGGAGCCGUUCCCCUCAGAAUCGUCGCGCAGCCGAGCACGUGAGCCAGCAGACGGGUUUCAUCUUCGAGGACCACGUCGUCACCGCUACCAAGCAUACGACGCCUUCCAAGAAGGACAUCAUGGACAAGUGGGCGGUGCUUGGUAACCGCAGACGUGGCCAGCAUCAUGACCAAUAUCAACAAUCAAAACCGCUUUCGACACCUCAGAAAGCAACAAAGUCGCCAAAACAGACCCAGUCUACCCCCAACUCCGCCCGGAAGCGGAGCCGGACUGGUAGCUGGCGUCGACCGAUCCACUGGGGCCCUAGUCACGAAAAUAUUAACGGCCUUUUGGAGCGAAAGGACCAGUGGUUCACCAGCAAAGAUUGGCGCCAACACCAGAGUCACCUUGACGACGACGACAUCGGUGACCUGGAGUGGGUUGGAGGUUGGAACGACCUCCACUUGUAGUCUUGACAACUCAUCAUCCCUUUCUUUUAUUUCCUUUUCCCUUAUAUUUUUGAAACGAUAAACCCUUUUAACACCUUUGGAACCUAAGAAUCUUUACCAAACCCGUCCUACCCCGAAGUCUGUAGCUUUAG